CGUCAUCAAUCCGCGCCGCGGGUCUGUUGUGAGUUGGCUGAACAGUUACAGAAAGUCCAAAGGGACGGAAGAACUGGUGAAUCCUUGUGACAGGCUGUUAUAAAGAUGUCAUUUAUUAAAGAGGAGAGUGAAGACGUGAAGAUCGAUGAAGAAUUUACAGUCAAACAGGAAGAUGCUCAGGAACAAACAGACCUGAUGGUGCCAAAAACGGAGAAUCCAGAACUUAAUGAAGCGGAAGAGAUUAGUCGGAAGGAGAAACGUCGUGAUUCUACAACUGGAGAAAAACAGAGUGCAAAGAAAACCUCACAGAAAAGAGCUCGAAAAAAAGCAGCUAGAAAGGGCAUCACCUGCCAACAGUGCGGAAAAACCUUCUAUCGAAACGCUAACCUGAGAGUCCACAUGAGAAUCCACAAUGGGGAAAAGCCGUACACCUGCUCUGACUGCGGAAAGAGUUUCUAUCAACAGGUAAACCUCAAAGUCCACAUGAGAACACACACCGGAGAGCUGCCGUUUGCUUGCCAACAGUGCGAGAAGAGAUUUAAUGAAAAGGGAAGCCUUAAAAGUCACAUGAGAAUUCACUCCGGAGAGAAGCCUUACUCCUGCCCUCAGUGCGGAAAGAGCUUCAAUCGAAAAGGAAACGUCAAGAUUCACAUGAAAGGUCACACUGGAGAAAGGCCUUACAGCUGCCCCCAGUGCGGAAGGAGCUUCAUCCAGAAGAAAGAUCUGAAUUGCCACAUGAGGAAUCACACUGGGGAAAGCCCUUACGCUUGUAAACUGUGUAGGAAGAGUUUCGCACAAAAGGUGCAUCUUGAGGCUCAUGUGCGGAUCCACACCGGAGAGAAGCCCUUCAUAUGUAGUCAAUGCGGAAAGCGUUUUGCGCAGAAGGGAACCCUGAACACCCACAUGAGGAGUCACUCCGGUGAAUGUCCGUACACCUGCAACCUGUGUGCCAAGAACUUCACGCGGAAAGAAAGUCUUGUAACUCACAUGAGAAUUCACACGGGGGAAAGGCCGUUCAUAUGCGGUCAGUGUGGAAAGUGCUUCACACAUAAAGGAAACCUUAACGGCCACAUGAGGACUCAUGCUCAAGAAAGACUUUAGUCCUGCCAUUCUUGCAGGAAAGACAAGAAAAGGAGCACAAGGCUAUUAUUGAAAGAGUUUCAUAGGAAAGCUUUAUAAAGCUAAUAGAUUUGGUCCUUGAUCCUGAUGCGCUGAUUCCAGCAGUGUGCUGGAAGUUAACAAGAAAUAUUUUUAUUCUUUCAUUCAUUUAUUUUUUGCCGCUUUUCCGGGGCCGGGUCGCGGGGGCAGCAAUCUUAGGAGAGAACCCCAACUUCCCUCUCCCCAGAUCCCGAGGUGUUCCUUGUCCAGUCGAGAGACAUAGUCCCUCCAGUGUGUCAUGGGUCUUCCUCGAGGCCUCCUCCCGGUGGGACAUGCCUGCAACACCUCCCUAGGUAGGUGUUCAGGAGGCAUUCGAAACAGAUGCCGAGCCACCUCAGCUUCUGUCGCUGUAGAGGAGCAGCGGCUCUAAUCCGAGCUCCACCUGGGUGACAGAGCUCCUCACCCUAUCCAUAAGGGAGCGCCCUGCCACCCUGCGAAGGAAACUCAUUUCGGCUGCUUG
Messenger RNA from Danio rerio (zebrafish), 1618 nucleotides. The record is from RefSeq and is a predicted model, not a curated record. NCBI's taxonomy places the organism in Eukaryota, Metazoa, Chordata, Actinopteri, Cypriniformes, Danionidae.